GUCCAAUCAGAACCCAAUUUGAUAAGGAGACCCGCCAAAAAAUAGAAUUCCAAUCAGCCUUGUCAUGUCGCGUCGUCGUCACAUCACAUGUACCUACCUACCUAUCUCUUUCAUCCACGCAAGGCUGUAAUAUCUCCUAUCUGCUUGCAGUGCCCCUCGAUUAAUAAGAUCUAGCUUUCUCAAUUGAUACUAUAUCCCGAACAAUGACCCCCCGGUAGUAAUUACAAUACAAGACUCUUCUACAACGAAGACAUCAUCAUGUCUGGCGUUGUUGAUACCACUACCACCGCCCACCCCGAGCCACCGACUAAGCGUCGCAAAGUCUUAGUCCACGAUGACGAUAGUAUCCAUUCGACCCCUGUCCCACACUACGACACCCCAAAGGAGAAAGAUGGCAAGCGCACCCUCAGCGUUUCCAUCAGGGAGAAAACCGCAGACAGCCGCUCCGAGAGCCAAAGCCCCAGUCGAAGUCGAAGCCGGAGUCGCGAACGACGCCGCGAAACAGAUUACUCCUCCGACGAACGCUCGCCGCGCCGCAGCCGCAGUAGAUCCCUCUCCAGCUCUCGCUCACGCAUACGCUCGCGCCACUCAAGUUCCGGCAGUCGAUCGUCAAGCCACUCCCGCACCCGCUCCCGAUCCCGAACCCCAAGAUCGCGCACCCGUUCCCCCUCAGACUCGCGCUCCCCUCGAGCCGCAACCUCCCCCCUCCGCAACACCCACAACCCCUCCCCCACACCGCCCUCCCGCCAACUCGCCAAACCACACUACACCCCGCGACUAGUCCUAGCCGGGCACGCGCGCGCAAUAUCGCAAGUCCGCAUCUCGCCCGACGGGCAGUGGAUCGCGUCGUCGUCCGCAGACGGGACGGUGCGGAUCUGGUCCGUGGCCACGGGCCAGCACGCAGAAACCCUGGUCGGUCAUAUGGCCGGCGUGUCGGCCGUCGCCUGGGCGCCCGACAGCAAGACGUUGGCCUCGGGGUCCGAUGACAAAGCUAUCCGCCUGUGGGACCGGGUUACAGGGCGGCCGGCGCGCGCGGGGAAGCCGUUGUUGGGUCAUCAUAGCUACGUGUAUAGCCUGGCGUUCUCGCCCAAGGGGAAUAUACUAGCGAGCGGGAGUUACGACGAGGCGGUUUUCCUCUGGGAUGUGCGUGCUGGUCGGUUGAUGAGGAGUCUGCCGGCCCAUAGCGAUCCUGUGAGUGGGAUUGACUUUUGUAGGGAUGGGACGCUGGUGGUUAGUUGUAGUACGGAUGGGUUGACCCGAAUAUGGGACACAUCCACAGGCCAAUGUCUCCGCACCCUCGUGCAUGAGGACAACCCUCCCAUAACAUCGGUAUGCUUCGCGCCCAACGGGCGGUACGUACUAGCCUUCAGCAUGGACUCAUGCCUACGGCUAUGGGACUACGUCUCCGGCACCGUGAAGAAGACAUACCAAGGCCACGAGAACUCCAAGUUCAGCAUCGGCGGGUGCUUCGGUACCGUCCCCCCUACCACCACCACCACCACCAGCAAAGACACCGACGACGAAGAGGAAAGCGGAAGGACAGCGACAGCUUUCGUAGCAGCCCCCAGCGAAGACGGCGACAUCGUGCUCUGGGACGUCCGCACCAAGGAGAUUGUGCAGCGCAUCCGGCGCGCCCACGACGGCGUGUGUUUCUGGGUCGACGUCCACGGCGACACCAUGGUGAGCGCGGGCCAGGACGGCAAGAUCAAGGUAUACAAGCAUCAGCCAGUAGGAGAUACGAGUGCGACAAAAGUCAACGGUGUAUCCCCCGAGACGAAGGAUACAAAUGCGGAUGUGGAUGUGGAUGUGGAUGUGGAUGUGGAUGUGGAUGUGGGUAUGGGUAUGGGUGCUGAGCAAGACGGGGUUGAAGGAAGCGAAUCCCCUCUCAAGGAUGAAGAUGUCAAGAAGGAAGAGUAAAACCAGCCAGGCGAAAGGGGAUAGGCGUGAGAACUUGGUUUUUUACGGUAGAUAUAUAGGUACCUAGGUAUAAUCAGGGCUACCAGGCGACAGCCGCAGGGUAAUUGUAUCGGAUAACUUAGACAGCGCAGCAUACCCAUCCCAUAUUUUAAUCAGACAAGUACCUAACCUAAGACUACCCGGGA
Messenger RNA from Daldinia loculata, 2102 nucleotides. RefSeq names its product WD40 repeat-like protein. Lineage: Eukaryota; Fungi; Ascomycota; Sordariomycetes; Xylariales; Hypoxylaceae. The coding region runs from base 259 to 1917 and encodes 552 amino acids. Gene Ontology annotation, molecular function: protein binding. The transcript is spliced from 2 exons. The record is from RefSeq and is a predicted model, not a curated record.